This is a messenger RNA of Felis catus (domestic cat), 3744 nucleotides long. Its product is annotated as olfactory receptor 143-like. Gene Ontology annotation, cellular component: membrane. The transcript has a single exon. Lineage: Eukaryota; Metazoa; Chordata; Mammalia; Carnivora; Felidae. Bases 2090 to 3022 code for a protein of 310 amino acids. Gene Ontology annotation, molecular function: G protein-coupled receptor activity; odorant binding; olfactory receptor activity. The record is from RefSeq and is a predicted model, not a curated record. Gene Ontology annotation, biological process: sensory perception of smell; G protein-coupled receptor signaling pathway.
AUUUAUUCCUAGGUAUUUUAUGGUUUUGGGUGUAAUUGUAAAAAGCAUGACAUUCUAUACCAGACGUCUCACCUACUUCUGAACCGUGACUAAUAAGUGGGUGUUCUUUUAAGCCACUAAGUUUGUGGUAAUUUAUUAUACGACAAUAACAAGCUAAUAUAUAGGGUGAUGGUGUGACCCCAGGUUAAGAAAACUUUUACAGUAUUCCAGACUUGAGGCAAGAGAGCUGUAUCAGAGGCAAUGCAGUGAACAGAAGGGGUAAGAAACCAGGAGUUUUAAGGAAAUAGAAUUAUGUAAACUUUGAAGAUAAGAUGGUAAUGGUUAGUGGGAAUGAGGAGCCCUGAAUAAUAACCCAUUUCUAGGUUAGCUAACUCGGUAAAGGAUGGUGCCAUUAACAUAUAAAAGGAUAGCAAGAGGAGACCACAAGGGACCACAAGGAGAUGGUGAACUCAGUUUAGUGGGGAUGUCUAGUAAAUAGUUGGGUACCUUGGGGAAGAGGACCAUGCUAUAGAUAUAGAUAAGGAUAAAGAGAAAGGCAACCUAAUACUUACUUAGGACUUACCCUAUACCAAGAAUUUCCCUAAAAUGUGCUAGAGAUUAUGAGGCAUUUAAUCCUCAAACAAUCUAGGAAGGUAGGAAUUAUUAUUAAACUUACAAUGUAGAUGAGGUAAAAAAGCCUCAGAGUGAUUAAGUAAUCUUUCCAAGAUCACACACAUACCAAGUGGAAGAAUUUGAAUUCAAGCUUGAUUAAUUUGACUCUAAAUCUCAUUCUUUUAACAUUUCUCUAUUACACUUCUCUAGAGAUGUGAAAGACACCAAAAGUAUUAGAGUUAUGACACAUACUAUAUCAAUCACAGAACAAUAACAAAAAAAAGUAUUGGGAAUGGCAAUGGCUCUGCCCCUGAACACUCCUCUUUUAUAACUGAGCACGAACUCUAGGAUAACUAGGAGCACAAAGGAGGCUACUUCCUCCCUGCAUGGAAAAUUUGAAAUUCUUAAUGGGAGCUGAUAACGUGGAGAACGUUGAGUCUCAAAGGAACCAGCGUUAAUAUAUUGACAAAGGAUGUAAAUAUAGGCUCAAUAAUUUCUUCCCUCAGGAGCCUGGUCAAACUUUGAUGCUAAAUGAGCCUUGUUUUCCAAGCUUCUAAACAAGUUGCUGAGAUCCAUGGAGAAUAAGAUAAAUUCACAAUAUUAGCCCGCUGAUGAUUUGGAGACAUAAAGUUGAUGCAUUUGCCUUGCCCAUUUGCAAAUUUUAUGCAAAUCCACAAGCAAGGGAUAUUGGCUUCUCCAUUUUCAGAGGCUUUGUCUCCUUCAGGAAAGUGAAAGGAAAACACUUAGGUGUCUAGCAGUAGUGAGGUCUCCAGGCAGAAGGAAGUUGGGCAGCUGAGUCUUUCUGUUCUCAUGUUUUCAUUCUCACAGCUGCAGCAGUAAAGAGGUGUGGGGAGACCACCUGUCCUUCCUGAACAAUUUAUUGUGAUUUUGAGGUAAGACUGGGUGAAGGGAAUGGGUAGGAGACGUUCAGGACGAUAGGGGAAUUCAAAUUCCUCCAGUUACUAUGUGUGUGAUCUUGGACAAGUUACUUAACCUCUCUGAGCCUUUUUACCUCUUAGCACUUUCAUUAAGCCAGGUACUGAGUUUCUGAAAGGUAAAAGGGAGAAAGUGGGUUGAACAGUGGGUGCAGUGGGUAUCAUAGUGACUUUACUGUCUCAGAGCCUCAAGAAUUUUCAUAGGAAGUGGUCCCAUGUCCAACUGUCGGCUCCUUUGUUCUCUGUCUGUAUGGCCUUGACCAGCCUAUUCAUCUCUUCAAGAUAUUGCUUUCACAUGUGACCAUCACUUCAUCCUGGUUUGUGUCAGCCCAGGGGAGGUUAGGAGUUAUGGGUGAGAUCUGAAAACAUGGAAGAAAAGGACAAAUGAGGAAAGAAAAGUUAAAGGUGGAGAAUCCUUGCCCUGGCUCUUCUUCCAGGGUGCUGUCCCUACAGCCAGACUCAAGCUCCCGUAGAACAAAGCCUUAUUGUAGAAACAAAGGAUCUGAAUCCUCUCCUGAUGUGACACCUCUCUCCUUUUCUCACAGAUCACACCCUGGCAGGUAAUGGCUAUGGAAAAUGACUCUUCAGUGACAGAGUUCAUCCUGGUAGGAUUUACAGACCGACCUCAGCUCCAGUUACCCCUUUUCUUUCUCUUUUUACUGAACUAUGUGGUCACUAUGGUAGGAAAUUUGAGCCUAGUUAAUCUAAUAUGCCUGAAUUCUCACCUGCACACUCCCAUGUACUUUUUCAUCUUCAACUUAUCCUUCAUAGAUUUCUGCCACUCUUUGGUCAUUACCCCUAAAAUGCUGAUGAGCUUUGUCUCAGAGAAGAACAUCAUUUCCUUUACAGAAUGCAUGACUCAGCUGUUUUUCUUCUGUUUCUUUGUGCAUUCUGAGUGCUAUGUGUUGACAGCCAUGGCCUAUGAUCGCUAUGUGGCCAUCUGUAAACCUCUGGUGUACACGGUCACCAUGUCCCCUCAGGUCUGUUCUCUGCUGAUGUUUGGUUCUUACGUGAUGGGGUUUGCUGGUGCCAUGAUCCACAUAGGGGACAUGGUCAGAUUGUCCUUUUGUGAUUCUAACAUCAUCAACCAUUACAUGUGUGACAUCUUCCCCCUCCUUCAGCUCUCCUGCAGUGGCACCUAUGCCAGUGAGUUGCUGAAUUCCAUUAUUGUGAGCACAGUUGUCAUAAUAUCCGGCUUCAUUAUUUUCAUUUCUUAUGCUUUGGUCCUGUCCAAUGUCCUCCACGUCUCAUCAGCUCAGGGUUGGCCCAAAGCCUUCAGCACCUGUGGCUCCCACAUAGUAACUGUGGGUCUGUUCUAUGGGUCUGGGUUGUUCACACAUCUCAAGACCUCUCCUUCUGAUUCUGUGGACCAGGGGAAAUUCUUUUCAGUAUUUUACACCAAUGUAAUACCCAUGUUGAACCCCCUCAUCUAUAGUCUAAGGAACAAGGAUGUCAAAUGUGCUCUGAAAAAAACCCUGAAGAGAAUUGCAAACUAAGCAGAAUCAAUGUUUCUGAGUUGUUGGUGUGUGUUGUUUCUGAGUUGUGUGUGUGUGUGUGUGUGUGUGUGUGUGUGUGUGUGUAUGUGUGCGCGCGCGCGCGUGCACAUGUCCUCAUAAUUUUUUUCGGAACAAGUUUUUUUUUUGUUUUAAAUACUUAAUCCUCUGUAAGCAUGUCAAUUAAACGUGCAAACAUUAUUGAAUUUCAUGGUUACUCUCAGUCCCAUACUGACUUGAACUUUAUUCUUAACAUCAUGUUCUAAGACUCAGCCCAAUCCAUACUACCUUUUUAAACCACCUCCCACUUUGCUUCUUUCUAUGUACUUUUCAUAUAUAAGCAAACAUUAUAGCGGUAUGCUCUCUGAUUAGGUCACCCCUCUUUGUUUUCCCUAAAAACAAUUGCAUAUGGCCCUUCUGUUUUUCAGCAUUUGGGGAAUGUUUACUGUGUAAGUUAUAAAUUUCCCUGAAUUUCAGAGUUCUUUUUAUCCUGGUUUCUAUACUGGAUUUCCUAACCCACAGAGGAGAUAGAAAAAGAUUCCUUGUUGAGCUUUUGGUUUUUAAAAAUGUUUAUUCCUGAGGAUGGCUAAGAAUGGGUGAGGCUCACCAACCUUCCCACCUUCUUCAAACCCACCAGUGAUAAAAAUUACAGACAUUUCUUUAGAAACAUGGGUAUGUUUCAUAACAUUGAGAAAAUGGUUUGAUAUCAUAGAGAGAAGGUUGCC